CGCCAGUACUAGUACCGUUGUGCGUUUAAACUUUACUAUACAAUGCAGUCAGUUUCUCACCGGCACCUGCCUGGAGGCGGAGGCGCUCGCUGCAAUCUGAAAUCUACCUUAUGAACCCAAACGAUGCUAUCCAAAAAGCCAAAGAAGGACUCAAAACAACCCGCUCCUGAAACUGAGGAGUCGCAGGACGAUAAUGUGAGCCAACUGUUGGGCGUCAUUAUAGCGGCCAUCACUGUCACAAAAGACCUUGUUCCAAUCAACCUUGCAAAAGGCAUCCUCGGAACAAUUGCAAACAUCCUGACAAUUGCGCAGUCAGUGAUCAAGAACAAGUCCGAUUUCCGGGCGAUAGCCAACAAGUGCGACACCAUCAGGAAAGUCCUUGAAAGAGUGACAAAGGAUCUUGAUGCUGCCGCAGUCAAUUUACCAGCAUCUUUGAGGGAUGCUUUAUCGGAGCUUAACAUAUCAGUUAAGCGCAUCCAUAAUGAAAUCACCUCAAAAAUGGAGCGCAGAUUUUGGAAGAGGCUCCUCUCUGUCACAAUUGAUCGCGACCAGAUCGCUGGGUGGGAAAAGGACCUAGAUCGCGUCCUCGCACUAUUCAACUUUGAAGCUAUCGCUGACAUCGCGAUGGACGUGAAAUUUGUGAAGAAGCUGGCUUUGGAAUUCAAAAGCAAUAUUCCUAGUGUCAAUGUUCUCAAGUAUCACCCAACUGAGCCUCCACCACGACCUUCAAUGUUUUAUGGCCGUGACAAUCUCGUCGCGGAGUUGACAAACCUCGUCGUCAACAAUGAAUAUAUUGCGUUGAUCGGUCCGGGAGGCAUGGGAAAGAGCUCCCUUGCCAAAGCCAUCCUCAACGAGCCACUGAUCAAGGAUAAAUUUGCUGAUAGGCGCUUCUUCGUGACCUACGAUGGCCUGGAUCCUUCAACCAUCACAUUUGAAGCAUUUGUGACCCGUUUCGCGGGAGCCCUCGGCAUUGAGCUUGCUGGUGCUGAUCCUAUGCGCCACAUAUCUGCCUUUCUUCGUUCUGCCAGGACUCUCGUUGUCCUCGAUAAUGCUGAGACCUUUGAAGAGGCCAGCGGAUCAUUGGCGCUGAGGGACAUCCCACCUGCCAUUGCUGAAAUUGCCGACAUCCCCGGCGUCAUUCUGAUUGUCACGUCACGUAGUAGAAGGAAUGCACCCAACGUGCCAUGGAUAGCGAAGGAUAUUCCGCCGUUGGAUUUGACCUCUGCUCUAACAGCUUUUUUUCAAAUUUAUAACAAUGACAAUUGUAGCAACGCUGAAGAAGACAUAAAGGACCUGCUCAAGGAAUUGGAUUUUCACCCCCUUUCCAUCAAUUUACUCGCCAAGGCCGCGCAGCAAAAUAGCUGGUCUCCAGCCACUCUGCUGAAAAGAUGGAAUAAUAGACACAGCAAGGUACUUGACCCUGGCGAGGGAAAGCUCCAAAGCUUGUCGGACACUAUGCAGCUAUCGCUCACCUCGCCGUCAAUUCAAAACCUCGGCGACGGUGGUCGUCGUGCACUCGCUAUCAUUGCUUUCUUUCCCCAGGGCCUCAAUGACACGCUGGCUAGCAAUUUGUUGCCGUCGCUCCCGCAAGUCGACAUGAUUUGUGAUGUCCUUUGCAGGCAAUCUCUCGUUUAUCGCCAAGACAGCUUCAUCAAACUGCUCGCUCCCAUUCGGCAUUACGUGCGAGAUUCGUUGCUACCACCCGAUUCCACUUGUCUGGCAGAGAUACGUGCCUUCUACUAUCGUACCGUCCGACUGUGUUCAGAAGAACGAGAUGUUCAUGCUCAUAUCAUUAUCUCGGAUCAUCUAAACAUUGAGCACGUGGUCGUCUCCGACCUUGCACACGUACCAGAUAGCACAGGAGAGACUUACGACAUUUGCUGCCAAUUUUUGCGGGACUUGCGGUGGCAUCUGCCUCGCCCAACUACGCUUGCCCCAGCUAUUUUCAACAUCAUUCCAAACUCCUCCACAUUGACACCAAAAGCAAACUGCCUCCGGCAACUGGGGUGGCUCUAUCGGAUGCUUUCUCAGCUCACCGAACAAAUUACGGCCUUUCAAGCUGCCAAAGCUCUCUACCUCACUGCCGGCGACUACGAGGAUGUGGCAAUCUGUGUUACGACCCUUGCAGACAUAUACAGGUGCCAAGGUCUCUUCAUUCAAUCCCAACGGGUCCUCGAGGACCUCCAACGCUCCCGCUCGUGGAAAUAUCUCAGCGGAACAACGAAAGCCCAAGUUUGGUAUUUCCUGGACUCUGCCAAAAUGUACACGUUCACAGCAUCUGCAGACGAAUUGUUUGUAAAGUCCAUGGGAGAUAGUGCAUGGGGCUUGAUAUCUAAGGUUCGGCACUGGGGGGCCCAAAUGUAUUAUGGCGGUGACAUUGUCCAGGUCAAGAUGCAUUUAGAAGACCUUCUCGAGAAAUGCACACGCACUGGAAACCUCCACGACCGUAAGGACGCACUUUGGGUGCUCGCAGACGUUGCGUUUUGCGCAGGCAGGUUAUCCGAAGCGAUGGAUAUCCUACAGAAUAUAGUAGAAAUGUUCGAGGGGCAAGAUUGUGAGAAUCUCCUUUGGUAUGCCGUUUGGAAAGCGGCUGUUGCGGGCCAUCAGGGGGAUUUUGCCCUCGCGAGGGAGCUUAUCCAGAAAGCCUUCAACAAAGCCUCCCGAUCCCUUGAAUUCCUUGCGCUGCGCAGUGCCCGUACAUUUCUCCACACAUCCUAUGUCUCUGCCAGCAUCGAGCUCACCGCUAGCGAGUACGAUAGGGCCGAGUCUCACUUCACCGCCACGAUCGAAAGUUGUGACAUACAAGGCGAGCUGCUCGUUAAGGCGUUCAGCACCCGUGGGCUGGGCGAGGUUGCCUUUGCGCGUGGUGACUUCCCUUUAGCCACACAUCGAUUCGCAGAAACACGGUCUUUGUGCACUGAGAUGGGAGUGCCUCCCCGGAAUUUGUACAGUUGCGUACCACUGGAUGUUCUACCGGACAGAUUCGAAGGAUGGGCGUUGUUCUUGGAUGGUCGGUCGCCGUGUGUUAUGUAAAUUAUAAUGUUACACUGGUCUGCAGUUGUAUGUUGUACGAUUAUUAUACCAGUUUCACAUCCAUACCAAGAUACAGACCAGAGAUGGAGCAAAAGUGUCAUUACUCUUCGAUCUACUCGACUCCUCGCUACAGGACUCGUUGACUGGACCAUUACUCACUUCCCGCGGUGUCGAUGCAUCCGGAAUUUCAACCUGGGCUAGAAGAUUCCACGCGACCGCAAGACGCUGCAUCGUGAACGAUGCAAUGGACGGGUUUGUCGAGGUGAUUCACGGGACACUUCUAGGUGUCCAGGCACUGGUCGUUUUGCACUGCACAAUGGUGCCUUCGCCAUCCUUGCACACUGGCAGACAACUAUAGAUGUUGGCUAUAACACUGGCAGAUGGAUGCGUUGACAACUUGAAGAGUCGGG
Molecule: messenger RNA, 3443 nt
Organism: Suillus clintonianus
Lineage: Eukaryota; Fungi; Basidiomycota; Agaricomycetes; Boletales; Suillaceae
Exons: 6
Coding region: 124-3033 (969 amino acids)
Biological process (GO): cell surface receptor signaling pathway
Molecular function (GO): protein binding
Source: RefSeq, a predicted model, not a curated record